Molecule: messenger RNA, 1075 nt
Organism: Mauremys reevesii (Reeves's turtle)
Lineage: Eukaryota; Metazoa; Chordata; Testudines; Geoemydidae
Gene: SPAG8
Product: sperm associated antigen 8
Exons: 7
Coding region: 278-1045 (255 amino acids)
Biological process (GO): positive regulation of transcription by RNA polymerase II
Cellular component (GO): nucleus; cytoplasm
Molecular function (GO): microtubule binding
Source: RefSeq, a predicted model, not a curated record
AUUCAGGGGAAACAUUAAGAAGAGCCCCACUUCGUCACACCCAGCACCUGCAGUGACACUCACCCAGCGCUGCCAGAACAGUCGGGUCUGUCCGUCACCUGGACGCAGCACAGGGAGCCCUUAGGGUAGCCCAGAGAACUGACGGUCGGAGCAUCCUCCAGUCUGGCCAGCCCAGAGCCCAGCCACGCUGUGGGGAACUCCAUGGGCAGUGGUGUCAGCUCUUCCAGAGCAAGCCGUGCUGCACAGCCAGGGAGAGCUGCCACGGCGCAGCGGAGAGAUGCCGCCCUGCCACAGAGAGCUAUCACCCUGCGUGGCAGAGAUACCUGGAGAAAUGCCACCCAGCAAGGCUGAGGUGGAGCCCUGUCUGGUUGAGAUGCCACCCUGCCAUGGAGAGCCGGGGGGCAGCCUUGGAGAGCUGCUGCCCUGCAUGGUCGAGAUGCCGCCCAGCAAGGCUGAGAUGCCUGAGGAGCAACCAGGGCUUGUGCCCCGCGGGAAGUGCCUAGUCCGUAACUGGCAGGAGGAGAGAGCCACGAACGAGCUGGAUCAAGUGCUGAGUCCAGAGCUGGGCAGUGAGGGCUUCUUCUACCGGCACGGGCACCGCGGGCUGCUCACCCUCCAGCUCCUCUCGCAGCUGGCCGACAGCACCACUAUGAAGGAUUCCUACCGCAGGCCCCGGCGGACUGGGCUGCCUGUGAGAGGGCAGCGGGAGGCCAUGCUGGAGUUUAUGCUGUACCAGAAAUACAGGAAGGAGACCCUGACGGAGCUUUACCCUCCCGCCGGGCCCAUGGAGUCGCUCUCCACCACCCACCGGGACUACUGCCAGGAGGGCUUCCAGGCUGCACGGCUGCCCCCCACCAGGCCCCACGACUAUCGCCUGGAGCAGCCCCACACCUUCUGGCUGGAGAGCGCCCGCCAGCUGCCUGGCGUCUCCAACAUCCGUAGCAGCGACACCCCCUUUAGGAGGAACGCGACCUUCACCACCCCAAUCAGCGACUACCUGGACCAGCCCCUGCCCUACGCCCCAGAGAACUACCCCAAACUGUAGGCCCCGCAGGGCAAUAAAGAGUGGACGGGA